ACUUUUUAGUUUGAUACUAAGUAUUAAACGUAUUUCUUUAUUCUUCCACAUAUUUUCUGCGGUUAUUUAACUCAGUAUGGGAGCUGGAGGAAGAGAUUUCCGAACUCUGCGCCUAGCGCAGAGCACUGCUAUAACUUCGAAGGGAUCGGGUUUUCCGGCUCCCGCGGCCUGAGUGGUGUGGCAGGGAAAAAUGUGCCAGGAUCGGCCUUGGGGAUCUUUGAAUCUCUUUACUGCCUGGCGGGUCGGCAGCUCCGAGGGGUGGGGUUGCAGAGGUUUUGCGUUCUCAGGCUAGGCAUUGGCAUUGCACCCCUCCCUCCCCGUGGCAACGAGGGUGGCUGAAGGGCUCAACUUGUCGGCGGGGCAGCGAGAACUCGGUGCGCGCGCCAGAGAGGUAGCAGCCGUUGGGACGUGACGCUGGUUCCCAGGGGAAAGCCAGCCGCUGCUGCGGCACUGGUUCAGACGGCCAGGCCCUUGGGACCCACCAUGAAUCCUGAAGAUACCAAAUCUGAGUCGUCCAAGGCACCUUCAGGGAGCUCGAAACAACCAGAGACUGCCACAGACCUGGCAAGUGGCGGCAAUGUCGUGAGUUCUGUACCUAAGGAACAGCGCGACAAGUCAGCGAAGACCGCACCCCGGAAGCACUCUGCCGUCUCAGUUCGCACAGUGCAGUCCGUAGCCCCCGCACGUCCCAAAGGCAGCGAGGGCACUGCACCCUCAAGGAAAGCCACCGAACGCCCACCCCCAACGCCCUCUGCACCCACUGAGUCCAAACUCUUAAAUGAGACAGCGAUCAAAGAGCGUGCGGAGGGCCGAGCCAAAGUCCCGUACAAAUUCAGGGACAGCCUCAAGCGUUUUUUCUUCUCGCCCACUGGAAUGUUGAAGAUCCUGAGAAUGAGUCUGAUCAUAGGAGCAUUAGCUUGUUUCAUCAUCGCCCAAGCCAAUGAGUCAUUUAUAGCAAUCACAAUUCUGGAAAUCUGCAUCGUCAUUUUUUUUAUGCUAAUAUAUAUGCUAACCCUUCACCACUUGCUGACCUAUUUACAUUGGCCCUUACUUGAUCUUACCAACAGUAUCAUUACAGCUGCGUUCCUCUCAGUCACUGCCUUCUUGGCCAUGCAAGAAAAGAAAAGAAGACAUUUAUUCUAUGUUGGAGGGUCCCUGUGUCUCACAGCGGUAAUCGUGUGUGGCAUCGAUGCGUUUGUGGUCACCAAGACGAUGAGGACUAACUUGAAAAAAUUCCUGGGAGUCGAAGUCGAAAGCACGGUUUCCCCUGCCGGGAGGACUAACUUGAAAAAAUUCCUGGGAGUCGAAGUCGAAAGCACGGUUUCCCCUGCCGGGGAUGCCUACCCUGAAACCGGCCCCGACGCCCCGCAGAGGCCCGCCUGACGCCAGCCCCGCGCCCUCUCAGAUGCAAGUGUCUGUCGAAUCGCUACCUCUGAGCCCACCCCCGAGCUCGCAUACUGUCACCCAUUCCGGCCUAAAUGUGACCAUAAAAUCAGGGCUGCUGCUUUUAUCGAGAACGCCUGCUUCCUCUCGUUGCCUUGUGAAAGUCGCGUUGUAUUUUUCUGCCCAUGGCGCUGCGCCCGCGGAGCUCAGGGCUGUGACCCGGUGCUCGC
Molecule: messenger RNA, 1613 nt
Organism: Cebus imitator (Panamanian white-faced capuchin)
Lineage: Eukaryota; Metazoa; Chordata; Mammalia; Primates; Cebidae
Product: chemokine-like factor
Exons: 4
Coding region: 484-1383 (299 amino acids)
Cellular component (GO): membrane
Source: RefSeq, a predicted model, not a curated record